AUCCAGCCUCCAGACCACGCCACUAAGGAACCGUCCUUUUUUAAAGUUUACUCUUACGCGUGCCUCUGCGAUUCCUAAAAUCUCCGCUGCUCUCUCCCUCUCUCCUCUCUUCUCUCUCUUGGUUUCUUCUGUAAGAAGACAUGACCAGCACCUCUGCCCCUUCACGCAAGUCUUUGAGCAAGAUCGCGUGCAAUCGACUCCAGAAGGAGUUGGUUGAGUGGCAGGUCAAUCCUCCCACUGGAUUUAAGCACAAAGUUACUGAUAAUCUCCAAAGGUGGGUAGUCGAAGUCAAGGGGGCGCCUGGUACUUUGUAUGCUAAUGAGUCGUACCAGCUUCAAGUUGAUUUCCCUGAGCAUUACCCCAUGGAAGCACCGCAGGUGAUUUUUCUUCCUCCAGCUCCUUUGCAUCCUCAUAUAUACAGCAAUGGGCAUAUCUGCUUAGAUAUUUUAUAUGAUUCAUGGUCCCCGGCCAUGACUGUUAGUUCCAUCUGCAUCAGCAUUCUGUCCAUGUUAUCGAGCUCAACUGUCAAGCAACGCCCUGCAGAUAAUGAUCGCUACGUGAAAAAUUGUAGGAACGGAAGAUCUCCUAAAGAGACAAGGUGGUGGUUUCAUGAUGACAAAGUGUAACGAGAAUGAGCAAUUGCCAAGACACUCAACCCAGCAUCCAUCCUCGAUGCACGGUUGAGAAGAUCAUUCCUUUCCGAAAUAGGUAACCUGGGAUUCAAGAAGGGUCUCAAACUUCAUUCAAAUUGCCGAAGGAAGAAGAUAUUUACAUGCUGCUGCUGUAAGGUGCGUGUUAAAGUUGUCACGGCAUGCUCUCAAGGAACAUGUGAGGACCAAGGCAUGGACUGGUUUUAUUCUUUUCUCUAGACGCUUGUUAGUUUUAUGUGUAAGCAUUUUAAUGCAGAAUUGAAACAUGAAUUAAAAAGGCAAAAAAAAAAAAAAUGCAUGCAUUAA
Molecule: messenger RNA, 956 nt
Organism: Malania oleifera
Lineage: Eukaryota; Viridiplantae; Streptophyta; Magnoliopsida; Santalales; Ximeniaceae
Product: probable ubiquitin-conjugating enzyme E2 18
Exons: 6
Coding region: 141-626 (161 amino acids)
Source: RefSeq, a predicted model, not a curated record